UUUUUCUCACAUUCGUAAAUAGAAAUUUUUGCAUGCACAAGCACAUUACUCUUAUACAUAAUAAAGACACAUUUAACAUUUAACUAAACUACUUUUAAACUUCUACUACUUGUGAUAAUUUAAAAAAAUGGCCCGUGGACAUCAGAAACUUCAGUCGCAGCAGAAGGCACAAGAGAAGGCCGCCAAGAUAAAGAAACAGCAGGGCCACGGGCUCAGUGAUCAGAUGAAAGCCGCCCAAAAAGCGCUUGUCUUUUCCUGUGCUGUGUGCAAGUCCCAGAUGCCUGACCCCAAGACCUACAAGCAACAUUUCGAGAACAAGCAUCCCAAGUCUGAGAUGCCAGCUGAUCUGAAGGAUAUAUAACGCAACUGCCGGAGCGACGACUGUGUCCGUGGAAACAGCAGCCAACAAUGCUAAUCAUUCUUGUUCAUAUAUACAUAUAUACCUACAAAGCCCAAUCCGAGAACACGGCGAACCCGUCGUUGUCUUCGAAGUAAAUUAAGAUGUUCUUACUGUACGCUGAGAGACAAUUCUACAGUUUGUUUUGCCGCAGUGAUUGACAAAGGAUAUUAGCAAAAAACAAAUUAUCAAUACUAUUUAUAGAAUAACAACAUUAUCCACUAACAUUACCAAUCUACAGUGGUUGAUAGCAGUUCUCCAUGAUAGUUUAAAUUAUUUCGGCAACAGCAACAAAACAGCUAAAAAUAAAACAAACAAAAAAAUAAAUGUUUGGAGUAAUGUGUUGCAAAAAUUUUUAACUCUGCAUCUCUACAGUUUGUUCAAUAAAGGAUACAAAACUUA
Messenger RNA from Ochlerotatus camptorhynchus, 799 nucleotides. Its product is annotated as zinc finger protein 706-like. The coding region runs from base 128 to 361 and encodes 77 amino acids. The transcript has 3 exons. The record is from RefSeq and is a predicted model, not a curated record. Lineage: Eukaryota; Metazoa; Arthropoda; Insecta; Diptera; Culicidae.